AUGGCGGCAACACAUGUUGCUUCGAUUUACGAGCUUGUCGAUCUCAUCGCGCGCGAGCUUCGUGGCGCGUCCGGGGAUCGCGCUCUGGUGCCACUCGUCACUGUCUCGCGCUUCGUCGGUUCCGUUGCCCUAGACGUCCUUUGGGAGACGCAAGAAGACCUCGCGCCGUUGUUCUGCGUCCUGCGUCAUGUCGUGAUCCUCAACCCGGACAAGUGGACCAUCGACAUACCGACUCAGAACGGACCCGUUGAGCUCAAAACCAGGGUCAUCACAUCUACUAGGCUCCUUUGUCGAGGACCGCCUGAGUCGGCGAAACGCGUCAUCUCCACCAGAGGAUGGGCCAGGAUGCAACUCUACGCCGCUCGUAUCAAGAUCAUCGACAAUACACAGACCCCGGGACUUGUCAACGAAGGCGCUUUACCACUUACACUUGAUCCCAGACUCGCUCGGGCUGCCGCCCGAUACGGCGUCCUCCUGCCACGUUUGCACACAAUGCACAUACCCCUACGACUCGGAGCCUUCUUCUACCGGUUUCGACUUGGCGUCAACUCGGAUACAGGCGACCUCGGCAGUCCUAUGGUCUCUCUAUACCUUGCUGGACGACGGAAAUGCAUCGCAAAUCUCUAUCCUCUGACCAACGUUGUAUCUAUCGCCAUCGCCAUUGAUCGCCAACUCGCUCAUCUUGCUAUUCUUCGCGGGCUACCCGCGUUAGAGACCCUCUCGCUGCACGACGUCGAUUGCAUCAUCACCACGACCGAAGUCGCAGUAGCGCCUGGCUUCCGUGCUCUCAAGUAUCUCCGCAUUCGCGGUCCGUGGAACCUGUUCAAAACUGCGUUCCUGCUCCGCAAACUCUCCUCGCGACCACUUGCAUUGAAGGGCAUUAUCUUCUAUGGCUGGACCGAUUAUCGGGAUAGGCGCUCCAAGGAGGAGAAUGCCUGCGAUAUGCACGCUGCGAUACGCGAAGUAUGCGACCGGGAUACGCUCAAGAGGCUAGUCAUACCGACGCCGGCCGUUGGGCGCUGGGACGCCCGCAAGUGGCUUUCGGAUCUGCUUCCCUUCCCCAAUAUCGACAUGGUUGUCGUACGCGUCAUGAGCGUUCAUACGAAGCUCAAGACCCAAAGUAUCCUGGAGCUCAUGGGCGCGGCCUGGCCACAGCUCACCACCCUGAUCUUCAGAACCCCGCCGAUCGACAAGCACAAUCUCGACGCACCUCGUCCUCUCAGCGGAUAUCUAUCCUCUUUGGCUCCGCUUGCCACUCAUUUCCCCCGCUUGCGACUGGCAGAGUUCCAGGACCUGGAUACUACACAUGUCCCCCAGGCAUUGUCUGUCGAUGACGAAAGGCGCAUUUCUGGGCGCGACCUAUGGCUCUAUCUGCCGAUGAAUACGCGUAGACGAAACACCAUAGAGCUGAUCAACUGGUAUCUUGCAAGUCUUGUCCCUCUUAACACCCCUCUUCAUAUAGAUGCCUGGUGGGCGAUAUGGCAAACCAAACGGCGCAACGUCGAGGGGCAAUACUGUCUAAAGGAGCCCUCAAGCCCUCCAUCGCAGGGACUUAGAUGGAUAGAGGACUGGUGA
Messenger RNA from Schizophyllum commune H4-8, 1575 nucleotides. RefSeq lists its product as uncharacterized. The record is from RefSeq and is a predicted model, not a curated record. Lineage: Eukaryota; Fungi; Basidiomycota; Agaricomycetes; Agaricales; Schizophyllaceae. The transcript is spliced from 2 exons. The coding region runs from base 1 to 1575 and encodes 524 amino acids.